AUGGGGAAGGAUGGGUACCCACAUGGAAUGGGGGGAGGGUCGUCGUCACCUGGUAAUAAUGGGAAAGGACGACUCGUCGUAUGGAAAGGAAGGUCACGAUGCAUGCCAGUACCACUUAAGGAGUACCUUUGCAAGACAACCGUCUCCAAGAUAGAAGGUGAGAAUGGAAUUGUUUGGGAGUGGGAGGAGGUGGGGGGGCGAGGGGAAAAGGGGGUAGGAGUGAAGAAACCAGGUCUCAAAUACGACGGUGAUAAAUGCUUAGAAUAUGACAAUGGGUCCUUGUCGUCUUCUACAAUCCCCUCCCCAUUCUCCUCGCCCCUCCCCCUUCAGCUUCUCACCCCUCCCCCUCCACCUUCUCCUCACCCCCUUCCCUCCUCCACCUUCUUUUCAUCCCCUCCGCCUCCACCUUCUCCUCACCCCCUCCCCCAUCGCCAUCCCCUUCCACCUUCUUCUUCACCUUCUUCUCACUCCCUCCCCCUCCACCUUCUUCUCACCCCUUCCCUCCUCCACUUCUCUUACCCUUCCCUCCUUCACCUUCUUUCAUCCCCUCCGCCUCCACCUCCUCACCUCCUCCCCAUCGCCAUCCCCUUCCGCCUACCCCUUCCCCCUUCCUUCCUUAUCUCACCCCCUCCCCCUCCCCCUCCCCCUCCUCCUCCUCCACCUCCACCUCCACCUUCUCCUCAAACUCCUCCUCCAACAUAA
Messenger RNA from Macrobrachium nipponense, 702 nucleotides. RefSeq lists its product as uncharacterized. The transcript has 3 exons. Bases 1 to 702 code for a protein of 233 amino acids. The record is from RefSeq and is a predicted model, not a curated record. NCBI's taxonomy places the organism in Eukaryota, Metazoa, Arthropoda, Malacostraca, Decapoda, Palaemonidae.